Messenger RNA from Penicilliopsis zonata CBS 506.65, 1308 nucleotides. RefSeq lists its product as hypothetical. The transcript has a single exon. Bases 30 to 1202 code for a protein of 390 amino acids. The record is from RefSeq and is a predicted model, not a curated record. Lineage: Eukaryota; Fungi; Ascomycota; Eurotiomycetes; Eurotiales; Aspergillaceae.
CUCUUCUCUCCCAUCAACACUCCCUCAUUAUGUCUCUCCCUCUGGCUCUUAUGGCAGGCUUCCUGCUGGGCCAUGCCUCGGCCAGUUCCUCCUCUGCCGUGGCCAGCAGCAGCCAUAUUUACCUUUCCUCUACCGUUACUUGUUACUCUCAGCUGGGAUUGACUUCGGUCGCUUCAAUUCCUACAACAAGCAUCACCCGCACCAUUUCGGAUACAAAUCCCGUGGUGGUGUAUACGACCGCCCAAGAUACGGUCACUGUGACUCCUGGCGCUAUCACAGUCACACUAACCGACUAUGAGACCGAUAUAGUCAUUUCCACUGCCUCAACUGUUACCGACACCUUCUCGACUACCUCAACCGAAUACGACACGACAACUGUUGUUGUCACCCCGGCGCCUGUCACAGCCACAGAGACAACCACGGUUGAUACGACUAUUAUCACCACCACUACUGUCCCUACCCCAGCCGGGUUCACGCCCGUUGCUGAUACGCUAUCGACAACGCUGGCCGUCACAAACGCCAAGAAGAAGCGCUCUCUCACGGAGGAGGAAGAGGAGGACACAUGCGGCGCGGUAGGGCCAUACGACUACCAGUAUGCCACCGCGGUUGAGUGUGUAGCCAAGGUCACUCUCCAUACCACUUCCACCUCGACUGUCACUGCCACGCCUGCUACGGCGACAGCUGCCACUCCCACCACCACAACCACAGACACUGCCACAAUCACCAGCACCUCGACAGUGGUGCCCGAUGUCUCGACGACGCUGAGUUAUAGCACCACCUCCACUCUUACAGAGACCAGUACCGCGGACCCCGAGACCAGCACACUGACGGUCACGGCGACCAGCACAACCGUGAGCACCACCUCUUACUAUGCCGCCUGUGCGACAAACAACAUUGCCGGCCUGCCGUUUAGCUCCGACUUUGGCGCCCUGGCAGGCGAGUAUAUCAACACCAUCGACUACCAGGGCAUCACCGGCGAAGAAUUCAAGGUGGCCUCUGGCGCGACGGCUUACGACUGCUGUGCCGCCUGUCAGGAGAACUCCAUCUGCAUCUUUUCCAUGUUCGAGGACAACUACUGCUACAGUAUCGAGACUAGCGACUGCUCUGCGUCGAAUUACGUCUAUGUCACCGUCGGUGCCGGUGAUUACGGCGUCACCCUGUCGAACGGUCUGUGUGGUGAAAUUGUCAUGUCCGCUGAUUGAUAAGAAGUGCUACUGUACUGGACUGUAGGUAGUAGAAUAUAUAGAAUAAUAUCGAUAUUUCUGUACAACAGAGAGUACUAAUAAGUACUGUGGAAUGUGCUGUGCC